CGCUAGCUCCGAUUUUGAGCGGAAAGCCCGCGGUCCGAGCCGUUUAAGGCAGCGUCGGAGCAACCUGGUUUCGAGGCCUCCCCGACUGCCUAUGACCUCUCCUUGAUGAUCCGAACAGUGGUGGCAGCGAUGCUCGCGCUCCGAGCUGGCGCGCUGGUGGCCAGAGCAGCCUCCCGGCGGCCGCGCGCCGUGCUCCGAGCCGCGAAGAAGUCCACGAGCGCCGAACCACUAACAACGAACUUCGAGGCCGCCGCCGCUUCUGUAGUAGCGAAACCGCAACGAUUACCUUUACCGGCCAAAACGCGGAAGACGGUCGCGUUCAAUCAACAGUACCUCUGCGCGGGCUGCGGCUGCUUGCUGCCGCCGGAGCACGAGAUCGACCACAUCGUGCCCGUGGCGCUCAAUGGUUCGGACGCCCUGUCGAACUUGCAAGCGUUGUGCAAGCCAUGCCAUCAGCAGAAAACGCGCGACCAAAGGCACACGAUCCUCGACGCCGUGAAAAAGGAACCACCAGUAGUGGAAGAGAAGGAGGUGAAGCGCGUUCCACCGCUGAAGCUGAACGACCAGCAGCGCGCCGCCGUCGAAGCGUCUACGGAACCGAUACGAGUCGUCGCCGGCCCCGGCACGGGGAAAACUCGAGUGUUAACGCGACGAGUGGCUCACUUGGUGGAGAGCGGCGCGCGCGCGUCGUCGGUGCUCGCCUUGACCUUCACGAACCGAGCUGCCAAUGAGUUAAGAGAGCGAUUGGAAGAGGAAAUAAACCCCCAGGACGCCUCGUCCAUCAGCGUCGGGACCUUUCAUCGAGUCUGUUUGACGAUGCUGCGCGACGACGUGGAAGCGCUCGAGUCUCCUAUUAAGCGCGGCUUCGCGGUCUACGACCAGGCCGCGAUGAUCAAGCUCUGUGUGCGGCGGCGUCCUUGAGCCAUCUUCACGAGGCCGUGGGUGGUUUCGUUUUCGAUUUCGAGCCGUUUCGGACCGCGUCGGGGCCAUCGUCGCGUGAGAGACCGUCGUACAACGCAGGUGGCCGCUGCAUCGCCGAGAAGCCUCCCGUAGGCUUAGGCUGGGACAAGUCGGAAAUAAAACCGGCGCGCGUCCAGUCCGCGAUUUCGUCCCUAAAAAACGCGGGCUUCGACGCAUCAUCAUAUGCGGACCUUACGAAAGAGGGAUACGGCGACCGCAUCGUCUCGAGAGUUUUCGAUCUCUAUGAAAAGACGCUGCAGCAGCGCAACGCGGUGGACUUCGACGACAUGCUGUCGCUGACGGCGCGGCUCCUGGAGCACUCACCUGCUACAAGAGCCAAGUACGCGGGCCGCUGGAAGCAUGUGUUAGUGGACGAGUUCCAGGACACGAACGGCGUGCAGUACGACGUCCUCAAACUCUUAGCGUCGGAUAGUGUUUUCGUCGUCGGCGACAGCGACCAGGUCCGUGGCGCGGCGUUGUGAAUGAACUUGACCGUGACGCCGUCGCGGCGAUGGCGUUGACGCGACACCACAUCGUCACUGAUCAUCAGAGAGUCUACGCGCCUCGCGAGAGAGCCGCGGCCACAUCACGACGGUGUCCGUGCCACGCAGGCCAUUUACGGGUGGCGCGGGGCCGACUACGAGAACCAGCAGCGGUAUGACGAUGAUUUCGGGGCGCGAUUACUUAAACUGGAGAGGAACUACCGCUCCGCGCAGCCGAUCUUGUCCGCGGCGUCGGCGGUCGUCGAAUCUACAACUCGUAGAAGGGACGCUCUGUCGUUGGAAGGGCGCGAAGGCUCGUUGGUGCCGUCGAUCGUCGAGCUGGAGGACCAGGACGACGAGGCGCGGUGGAUUGCCGAUGUGUGUGUGAGAGCCGAGGGCGACGUCGCUGUUUUAUACAGGACGAACGCCCAGUCGCGAGCCGUCGAGCGGGAGCUGCUCAAGGCCGGCGUGUCGUACCAGUUGUUGCACGCCAAAGGCUUUUUUGAGAGGAAGGAGAUCCGCGACGUCCUCGCGUAUUUACGACUACUCGCGUAUCCGAAGGAUGAUGAUGCCUUUGAGCGGGUUGCGAACGUGCCGCCGCGGGCCGUCGGGCCUCGCUCUCUCGAGCGAUUACGGGUCCAAGCUCUCGAGGGUGGAGAGGGCAUGCUGCACGCCGCGGCCAACGCGAAGAGUCCGGUGCCCGCGCGCGCGGCUUCCAACCUCAAGGUGUUUACCGAUGCUUUGGAUGAGUUGCGAGAGCUACAACAGGCGACUUCAACACCAAUCCCCGCCGAGGAGGGCCACGCCGGGCCCCUCGUGGGGUCGAUGGCCUGGUUUUUACUGGAAGUGCUGGUGCGUGCGCGGCGUCCCUUGGCCCUUCGACGUGUGUGGCGCCUCGCGGCGAUGGCGUUUUGUGCGCCUCGACGCCGCCACAGAGAUACGCUGUCGACGCGACGCCGUCGACGCGACGCCAUCGACGCGACGCCAUCGCCGCGCCGCCGUCGACGCUUAAUACAACGCAGGCCCGCACGGGCUACGAGCACUACCUGAGACAUGAAUCUGUGGAUGGCGCCGACCGCUGGCGGAACGUGAGGGAGUUGGCCAACCUCGCCGCGCCCUACGCCGCGGGCGAGCUCGUCGAGUUCCUGGACACGCUCGCGCUCGUCCAGGACCAGGACAUGGCCGCCGACGACACUGAGGAGAAGACACCCCCUAAAGUUCGCCUCAUGACGGUCCACGCGUCGAAGGGCCUCGAGUUCCAGACCGUGAUCAUUGCGGGCUGCGAAGAGGGGUUGUUGCCGCACUACUACGCCACUGCUGAUAAGGAUGGCGAGGAAUUGGCCCAAGCUGUGGAUGAAGAGCGGCGCUUAUUGUACGUGGCCAUGACGCGGGCCAAGGAGUCGCUGGCCCUGACGCGGGCUAGGACUCGCUUGACGUGGGGCGUCUCAAGGCAAAUGGAGGCGUCGCGGUUCUUGGAUGAAAUUCCCGCCGAUUUACGGCGCGACGUCCGCGUCGCUGCGCCUCCUUCUUCAUCGCGGCGGAGGCGGUGGUCGUCUUCUCGCAGGAGGAGUGAUGGGAUGCUUGCGGGGUUCUAAGUCUACUUGUAUUUUAUAUUUCGGUCCCGCGUGCGUAAAACGGGUUCCUGUGAAUUUGCCGACUUGGCACGACGUGCG
Pelagomonas calceolata is the source of this 3115-nucleotide messenger RNA. NCBI's taxonomy places the organism in Eukaryota, Pelagophyceae, Pelagomonadales, Pelagomonadaceae. The record is from the annotation of a GenBank genome assembly.